Molecule: messenger RNA, 786 nt
Organism: Didymodactylos carnosus
Lineage: Eukaryota; Metazoa; Rotifera; Eurotatoria; Philodinida; Philodinidae
Source: the annotation of a GenBank genome assembly
AUGUUUACACGAUUGUGGUCUAACAACAAUGUGAAAUCUACUAAAGCAGGAGAGGUAUUCUAUGAAUUUCUUGAGGAAGAGAAUUUGUAUCAGUUAGUUCGAGGAGUGACAACAAAUGUUUCUGGUACUUGUUUAGAUUUAAUUAUUGUAGAAAGUACUUCAUUUGUACCUGAUAUAGCUGUACGACCACCUUUGGACCGAAGUGAUCAUAACUUUAUUGAGUUUAAAAUUCAAAUACUAUCUUCAAAAGAGAAAAUAAAACGUACAGUUUACGAUUAUAACGCAGUUGACUGGGAGAAACAGUACGAAAAAGCAGCAGAAGAGUUUAAGGCAGCUUGUAUUACUACCAAAGAAGAUUACUAUAAAAAGAUAAAUUCAAGAGUGUGUGCUUCUUCAAAGAAUUGGUGGAGCUUAGUCAAAAAUACAUUAGGUAGAACACGUACGACUGUUAUUCCAGCAUUAUUAAACAGUAUGAAUAAAAUAGUGGUCGAUACACGUGAAAAGAUUGAAACUUUAAAUGAAUAUUUUGCUGAAGUUUGUACGUGGAGAGGGCCAAUAAUUGAUUCAAAAAUAGCUGACUGUUUACCUGAAUCCAAAGUUUCAAUUAAUAAAUUUACAGUAGUGCAACCUGAGGUAGAAAAGAUCUUACGUAGUUUGGAUCACAAUCGUGCAUGUGCGCCGGAAAUUACUAAUCGUAUGAUUAAAAAUAUGGCACCGUCUAUUGUUAAAUCUGUUUGUAAAUUAAUCUAUGAGUCUUUUGAGACCUCAGUUUUUCCUGAAAUAUGA